UUAGAACAUCAGCUCUUAUCGAUGGAAUAAAACAAUCCUGCACCUAUAUGCUCGAAUGCUUUUCCUUGUUAUUUAUGCUUGUUAUUGCAGUGUCAUAUUAUAAAUGUAGUCAUUGUUGUUCUUUUUCCUGACUGAACUUUGUGGUCAAGGGGGGUUUAGUUUCCAAUAGUUUCAAGGUGCAGUAUGGAGUUCAUAGCUGAAGAAGGAAAGCUACCGAAGAGCAGUGCCGCGGGUCUCAUUCUGCCAGCUCUUUCGAUUGGAAAUGCGGGACAAUUGGCAGUGGACCUUCUGGUGUCUUCACGGAGGGCUCUUAAAAUUGGAUAUUUGGAUGAUCCGUAUGUUUUGCCCUGCGUAGGCAACGAUGCCUACGGACCUCAUCCACAAGGAGACCUAGCAGUGGCCCUAGAAGUUUAUGAAGAUUUGGAACAUGAUCUUUGCAUUAUUCAGCAAAGAUCUCCAGUGAUGAAGGGAACAAUGAUCAAAUUUGCCAAGAAUUUAUCUUCCUGGGCAUCAGCUGUGGGCAAGAAAGAAGUCAUCAUCAUUUCUAGUUUGGAUUCUGGGAAGAUGCAAGAAUAUGGCAUGAACAGUCAACAGAUCCAUUAUAUUUCCUCUGCCAAAGCAGAUGGCACAGAUGACAAAUGUGAGGAAUUAGGUUGGAAGAAACUAGAGCAGUUUGUGCCAUCACAGAAAGGAUGGCAGUAUCUGUUUUCUCAGUUGUCUCAGGAGUUUGUACAAGAUGAGUUGUUUUUAGCAGAUGAUGAAUUGACAGAUGAGGAUUACUUUUCUAGUUUGCCUUUUGCCUCUUUGUUCUCAAGCUGCCAGGCAAAAGGUUUGAAGGUUACAUGCCUUUUCUGUUUCUGCUCUGAAGGAGAUAAUAUGAGAGAUGCUUUUGUAUUGGCUGAGGCAGUAUAUAAACUGCUUGGCCUAUGUGCAAGCACUUCUGCGAGCAAUAAAAAUACAGAGUGGGUUAUUCCAUUGUCAUGGAAAUCUGUUUAUGGUCCAGGUCCAGAUAUUUCAAUAUUUUGAAGAACUUGGAUCUAUGUCUAGUGACCAGGCUGGGUUGGUAUUUUUGUUUGUUUGAAGGCACACUUCUUGCAUUUUCAAAUAUAUUUGUUGUAAUCUAUCUGGCAAAGUGCAUUGAUAGAGAGAUAUAUAGGCAGAUAUAAGCCUAGAAUUAUUCAACUCAGCUGUGACAAAGGAUGCUUCACAGGUAUUUAAUUUGAGGUUGGCCUUUCAUUUAUAGCCCUUAAAUUGUCCAGCUCGAAGAAAGAUGGACUAUCAAAUUUAUUAUAAUGGACAAGUUUAAAUAGCACUUAUAUAUUUUUCAUUUCUUGCUGGGAAGAUUGUUUUGUUACCAGAAACUUGAAAGGUGUGCCAGUGCUUUUCUUAUUCAAACUUUAUUCUUUUUGUCCAGAUAAUAUCAAUGUUAAUUGUGUACAAGCCAAUGCACCAUGUACCAUACUUAUCAGAAUCUUAUUCAAGGAGAGAAAGGAAUGAAAACAAGCCAAUGAGCCAUGCUCUAUACUUCGUCUGAAUCUUAUUUCAGGAGAGAAAGCAAUGAAAAAUGUUCUAUCAAUAAACACUGAAAUUUAUUGUUUUUCCUUUUCUGUCAUUGGGCAUUCUGGGGAGGCCUAUGUAACUGUAGCGGUACUGGUAUAGUUACCUUUCAGGUUUUCAACUAUAUAAAAAACACACAACUAAUUUGCAGUCA
Molecule: messenger RNA, 1711 nt
Organism: Cryptomeria japonica (Japanese cedar)
Lineage: Eukaryota; Viridiplantae; Streptophyta; Pinopsida; Cupressales; Cupressaceae
Exons: 7
Coding region: 184-1026 (280 amino acids)
Biological process (GO): proteasome assembly
Cellular component (GO): nucleus; cytosol
Source: RefSeq, a predicted model, not a curated record